AUGGCCCGUCUUAAUGCUAUAAGCCAUGGCUUUGGAGUAUUAUCAUUACUUCUAUGCUCUAUAUCGUCUGCCGUUGGGCUUAGCAGCGGGACGAGCGACCCAAUCGACUGGUCACAACAAGGGGAGAACGGCGAUGGAUUAUCCAACCGUGCAGCACCCAACUUCUACGCCAGGAUAAUGCCCCUAGGCGCAUCCAUUGUCUGGGGUUAUAACACACCCGAGGGAAACUCAUUUCGAAAGCCUCUUCGGGACGAGCUGGUCAGCAAUGGCUGGCGGGUAGACAUGGUUGGGUCAAAAGAGCACGGUACUAUGGCUGAUAACGUAGGAGCAAACUCAGACCUUUCGGGGGAAAAGAAUAUCACUAACGAUGCACUGCAGCAUGUUGAAGCCCAUUCGGGAGAUACCAUUGAUAUGAUACACAAAGCAUCCUUGAACUCUGUGAAGUAUCAGCCGAACCUUAUUCUGAUCAAUGCUGGCAACAACGACUGCAAUCAGCAUAUCAAUGUCACCUUUGCUGGUUAUCGCAUGAACCAGAUGCUUGACGAGCUGUAUGCAAAGAUUCCCGGGGUCACGAUUGUCUUGUCGACCCUAGUCUUGUCUACCAACCCAGAGGUUGAGAAGGAUCGCCCGUUUGUCAACAAUCAAUACCGCGACCUGGUCAAAGACCGUCGGGCCAAAAAAGACAAGAUCGUCCUUGCUGAGAUGGUUGGCACUGGCAGCGACUUUGUAGAAAAGGGUGAUCUUACAGACGGAGUGCAUCCGAAUGACAAUGGGCACCGAAAGAUGGGCCACAUCUUUUAUCAAGCCAUCGUCAAGGCGCAGUCUGAUGGCUUGAUCACCGAGGCCAACAAAUCCGAGUUCGUGACCGAAAUCGAUGCCGGCAAAGGGACCAACAAGGGGCCUGACAACAAGGCUCAAACCACCGUGGCCCCAACCACCGUGGCGCCUCCAAGCCCGACAUCGACUAAGGCAACGACAAGCAGCACCACGACGACGACCUCAACUUCAUCUACCUCGUCCACCACGUCCACCACGUCAACUUCGACGACAUCCACAACGUCGACCUCGGCAUCUGGAUUGAGCAGCUUUGGAGCUAUUCUGCACACGAAGGAACCCGCCACGACUCUGGCGGCCGCUACCAACAACGCAGUUGCUUCAGCAGUUUCCACGUCCGGAGUGUCCACCAUGACCACGAGCACUACAGCUCAGCAAACGCCAUCCACUAGCGCCUCGGUUGUCGCAAGUACCACCUCAGUUUUCCAAUCUGCAGGAACCAGGUCGAGCGGCCUGUGUGGUGGUGCCUGGAUGCUCUUUAUUUCCACGACUUUGUUUUCGUCUGUUUUUGGGGGUUUGUUGAUUUGA
Molecule: messenger RNA, 1362 nt
Organism: Neoarthrinium moseri
Lineage: Eukaryota; Fungi; Ascomycota; Sordariomycetes; Amphisphaeriales; Apiosporaceae
Exons: 2
Coding region: 1-1362 (453 amino acids)
Molecular function (GO): phosphatidylcholine lysophospholipase A1 activity
Source: RefSeq, a predicted model, not a curated record